GUUUGCGUCACGCCAAUGGUGAAGGGGAGGUUCCUCGGCAUGUGUGUGCUGCUCGUGGCAGCUGCAGCGGCUGGCGAGGGCAAGGGGGAGAGGCAGGGUGUUCCUCUGCUAGACGUGGGGAGGCUGGAGAAGUUUGUGGACGAGCUACCGGACAUGCCAGUGCUGCGUGGGUACGGCGUGGCGGAGCGCGGCAGGCUCAUCGCCGGGGAGCUCAUCAUCGGCAUGUACGACACCAUAUGGAAAUUCCACCGCGACCUUCCGGCGACGCGGGUCUUCGCCUACGGCGCCAGCAGGGAGACCGCCACUGUACCGGGCCCGACCAUCGUGGCGAUGAAGGGGGUGCCCACACACGUGACGUGGACCAACCACCUCCCGCCGGAUCACAUCCUUCCAUGGGACAGAUCGCUCGCUGCCGCGGGGCUCGGCAACGGCACCGGGGUCCCCACCGUCACCCACCUUCACGGUGGCGUGCAGCAGUCCAGCUCCGAUGGCAACUCCAUGGCGUGGUUCACUUCCGGCUUUGCCGCCACGGGCCCACACUUUUCCUCGCCGGCGUACGAGUACCCAAACCAGCAGCCUCCGGGGAACCUCUGGUACCAUGACCACGCCAUGGGCCUCACCCGCGUCAACAUCCUCGCCAGCCUCCUCGGUGCAUACCGGGUGUCCGACCCGGCUGCCGAGGCGCCCCUCGGCCUCCCCUCCGGCGAGGAGUUCGACCGGAACCUCGUGUUGUUCGACCGUGACUUUAAGAGCGACGGCUCGCUCUUCAUGAACGCCACGGGGAACAACCCCAAGGUGCACCCGCAGUGGCAGCCGGAGUACUUUGGCGCUGUCAUCGUCGCCAAUGGCAAGGCCUGGCCUUUCCUCCGCGUGCGGCGCCGGCGGUAUCGAUUCCGCAUCCUCAACGCCAGCAAUGCACGCUUCUUCCGUCUCUCGCUCUCCGGUGGCCUCCGCUUCGUCCAUGUCGGUUCCGACUCUGUGUACCUUGCCAGGCCGGUGCCCACGAAGGAGUUCCUGCUGGCGCCGUCCGAGAUCGCGGACGUCGUCGUCGACUUCGCCGGCGCCAAGGACGACGCGGUGACCCUGCGGUCCAACGCGCCGACGCCAUACCCCGGUGACCUUGACGAGAAGGCUGAGACAGUGGCGGUGAUGAAGUUCCUGGUCGCGAGGAAGCCGGAGCAUGACCCAUCCACCAUGCCGGCGGCGCUGAUGCCGUGGUACCCGAAGCCGGACGCGCGGGAGGCGGUGGUGACCCGGCACAUCGCCAUGUACAAGUACGCCAAGAAGGGCACGGACGAGCCGACGCACAUGUACCUGAACGGCGUCCCUUACACGGACCCGGUGACAGAGUCGCCGCGGGAGGGCACGUCGGAGCUGUGGGAGGUGAUCAACCUCACCGACGACGACAACCACCCACUGCACGUGCACCUGGCGGUCUUCGCCGUGCUGAGGCAGAGGUCGCUCCAGCGCGUCAACGAGUUCAGGGACUGCAUGCAGGGGAGCGCGAGCAGCGGCGCCGGCGGCCGGAACGACGCCCUCGCGUGCGGGAUGCAGCGGCACCUCGCCGGAGGCCGCACGCAUGUCGUGCCGCGGCAGGAGCGCGGCUGGAAGAAUGUGUUCAAGGUGCGGCCCAGCACGGUGGCCACGCUGCUGGUGCGGUUCAUGCCGCUGGAGGAGCCGUCGGGGAAGAGCGGCCGCUUCCCCUUCGACGUCACCGCCGGCCCCGGCUACGUUUACCAUUGCCAUAUUUUGGAUCAUGAAGACAACGAAAUGAUGAGGCCGAUGAAGAUUGUUCGUUAGCUGCAUCAAGGAUCUGAAGGAAUUCUCUUCAGCAACCUUCAAGGCUUCAAGCACGUUCGUCGGCACCUUAAUAACUGGCCCUUAGCUAAUAACUGGCCCCUAUGUAGUUAAGGUCUAAUUAGUUA
Triticum urartu is the source of this 1925-nucleotide messenger RNA. RefSeq names its product multicopper oxidase LPR1 homolog 2-like. The record is from RefSeq and is a predicted model, not a curated record. Gene Ontology annotation, biological process: cellular response to phosphate starvation. Lineage: Eukaryota; Viridiplantae; Streptophyta; Magnoliopsida; Poales; Poaceae. Gene Ontology annotation, molecular function: oxidoreductase activity; copper ion binding.